Molecule: messenger RNA, 903 nt
Organism: Sodiomyces alkalinus F11
Lineage: Eukaryota; Fungi; Ascomycota; Sordariomycetes; Glomerellales; Plectosphaerellaceae
Product: rhamnolipids biosynthesis 3-oxoacyl-reductase
Exons: 2
Coding region: 1-903 (300 amino acids)
Molecular function (GO): oxidoreductase activity
Source: RefSeq, a predicted model, not a curated record
AUGUCGACUCAAAAGACGUCUGGCCCUGAGGGCAAUAAGCUCUUCGCCCGUGACCACCUGUUCAACCUGUCGGGGAGGGUCGCUCUCGUCACCGGCGGUGGCUCUGGCAUCGGCCUCAUGGCUACCCAAGCCCUGGCUGGCAACGGUGCCAAGGUGUACAUCACGGGCCGCAACAAGGAAAAGCUCGAUACCGUAGUCAACACGUACAACAAGAAUAUCAGCGGCGAGAUUAUUGGCAUCCCGGCCGACGUGACCAACAAGGAGGACGUGGCACGACUCGUCUCGGAGAUUGAGUCGCGAGAACCGUGCCUGUGCAUCCUUGUCAACAACGCUGGCAUCAGCUCGGCGACUUUUGAGACAGAGGCCAGCUCGGCCCAGGAGAUGAAGAGCAAGCUCUUCGACGACAAGUCAGCCAACUUCGAGGACUGGGACAAUGUCCACCGGACCAACGUCGCCGGCGUCUAUUUUGUCUCCGUGGCCUUCCUGCCUCACCUGCAGCGGUCCACCGAGCGCCACCCCGGCUGGUCCGGCACCAUCGUCAACAUCACCAGCAUCAGCGGCAUGGUCAAGACCGCUCAGCACCAUUUCGCUUACAACGCCUCCAAAGCCGCCGCCAUCCACAUCAACCGCAUGCUGGCCGCUGAACUCGCCGCCAACAAUAUCCCCAUCCGGGUCAACAGCAUCGCUCCUGGCGUCUUCCCCAGCGAGAUGACCGCCGGCGAAUCCGACGAGACCCAGAAGAGCGGUCUGGCCAAGGACAAGUACGAAGGCAAGGUCCCCGCUGGACGUCCUGGUCAGGACGAGGAUAUGGCUUCUGCCGUGCUGUUCCUGGCUUGCAAUCAGUACCUUAAUGGCCAGAACAUAGCCGUGGAUGGCGGUUACACCCUGGUCGCUGGGCUCUGA